AUGGCGCCGCACCUUAGCAACGACGAGUUCUUCGCUUCAUUAUCAAACCUCCUCACAAGUACCUCCCAAAAGACCCAAGGAAGCGUCUACCUCACCCAAAAACGGCUCACCACCACCGCCUCAUCCUCCACCGACCCAUCAAUAACUGAAGGCUCAAUCCUCGUGCGCGCAACAGACGGAAAGACACAGAACCCGAAGCCCACAAAAGUCGCCGAAGGUACUACGGCUUCCAAAGUGACAAAAAGUAAAAAGGCGGCCAAAUUGAAGUUGUCGACCAUCGUGAGUCCGGCGGAUUUGGAGGCGUUCUUUAUCAGGUAUGCGGAUAUUUGCAAAGCGGGGAUGGCGGGACUGAAGAAGAGGGACCGUAGUGCAAAGAAGAAAGGGAAGGCGAAAGCGAAGUCUGGGAAGGCUUGA
Molecule: messenger RNA, 414 nt
Organism: Talaromyces amestolkiae
Lineage: Eukaryota; Fungi; Ascomycota; Eurotiomycetes; Eurotiales; Trichocomaceae
Exons: 2
Coding region: 1-414 (137 amino acids)
Biological process (GO): SRP-dependent cotranslational protein targeting to membrane
Cellular component (GO): signal recognition particle, endoplasmic reticulum targeting
Molecular function (GO): endoplasmic reticulum signal sequence receptor activity; 7S RNA binding
Source: RefSeq, a predicted model, not a curated record